UAUAAAGAUAUUGUUGUAUGUUCUGUGUUUUGUUUGUAAUUUUGUUAUUAAACUUUUAAUAAAAUAAACCAGAUACAAUAUUAAUUUAGAAUUUAAAUGUAGGACGCUUACCAAUAAAAAUGGCACAAUCACAGUUCGCAUUGUCUUGGGAGUCUUAUAGAACUAAUAUCUGCACAGGGUUUAGUACAUUUCAGCAGAAUGGAGAGCUUGUUGAUAUGACUUUGGCGGCGGAUGGACACUUUGUUAAAGUGCAUCAAGUGUUGAUCGCUUUAGCAAGCCCUUAUUUGAAACAGUUAAUCACUUCAGUACCAUCUCAACAUCCUGUGAUAUUUCUCAAUAAUGUGUCACACACAACCUUAUCUUUUAUAUUGGAGUACAUAUAUACUGGAGAAGUAAGAGUACCAGCUGAAAAUUUAUCUGCCUUUAUGGAAUCUGCAAGAGGUCUGCAUAUCAGGGGCCUGGAAAAUAUUACAGACAGCGAUAAUUCAACAACAAAAAUGGACACAACAACAAGUGAAAAUAAUCUGGACAGCACGAAAGUUAAGAAAAAGAUUGAUCCGAUCAUUCUACCGCCAAAUGCGAAAAAGAUAUUUGUCAACCUAAAUCGAGAUUCACCAGUUCUGGUCGCUGUACCGAAGCCGGUUAGUGGCCCAAAUGUUGAAGACAAUAUAACUGUUGACUACUCUGAUAGGAUGGAUGAUACAGAGCAAGAAUACGCUUAUGAUAAUGAAGCUGGUAUCCAAGUAUCCAACACCCCAAGCACAACAGAUGAAACUAAGCAAUUGACAACAACUAAAACAGCAAAUGACAAAUUGAAUUCAAACUUACAGUUUACGGUAUCAAUCCGCGGUGCUUUACAAGCUAUAUUGAAUCGCUACAUCUACAAUUUGCACUCUUCACAAAGCAGCGGAAUCCGACGUUGGCGCUGUAUCGACUACCGCAACAAGAAAUGCUCCGCUUUCGUCGUCACGCAAGGCAACGUUGUUUUAAACAGAGCAAACCCUCACAAUCAUUCGUUCCACGAUAAAAAGAUAAUAGACAAACUUGAAAAAAACGCUGUCUACUCCGCCCUGGACGAUGUCAAAGAUUUGGAAGAUAAAGAUGAAUCAAAAAAUAUACUAGACAGUAGUGACAUUUCACUCAAAAGCCGCUUCGUUGUGUAUAAUAGUUUAUACAUUUUUAUUACAAUGUUUCUAUUUUAUUCAUUGCUAAUUUUGUCCGGUGCGAUGUGUGGUGUUUUACCCAAUGAACGUGAACUACAACGAUAUAAAAAUAAUCCGUCAGUUAAAAAGCUACAGGAGUAUAUUCGAAUAGACACUAGUACCCUGGAAAAUGUUGAACUUACGGUGCAGUUCUGGAAACGUCAGGCAGAAGAGCUUGGCUUGUUGUUUAAUGUAUAUAGGCCUGGCAGGCUGCCAGUAUGUGUUACUACCCUCAGGGGCCGCAAGCCUGAGCUGCCAAGUAUACUGCUGAAUUCGCAUUCUGAUGUCGUACCUGUGGAUACUGAUUUAUGGACAUACCCUCCUUUUUCGGCGCACAUUGAUGACAAUGGUGAUUUGUAUGGACGCGGCGCACAGGACACGAAGGGUGUUAGUAUUCAAUACAUGGAUGCGCUUAGGAAGAUCAUUCACAAUAACAUUACUUUGGAGAGAACUGUGCAUGUUAUGGUCGUACCAGAUGAAGAAACCGGAAGUUUUGGAGGACUGAAACCUUUUAUUGAAACAGAUGAGUUUAAAUCUCUGAAUAUUGGUUUCGCGCUGGACGAGGGUUUGACGUCGUCAGAUAAUACGAUGGCCGGAACCUAUGUUGAUAAAAGACCUUGGCAAAUGCGAUUCAACAUUCAAGGAGUCGGUGGGCACGGAUCAUCAAUAUCGAAUGGAAGUACCAUCGAGCAGGUUCAAUCUCUUAUAAAUAUGGUGAUGGAAUAUAGAAAACAACAACUAAAUAUAAUGGCAUCACGGUCGCCGAGAGACUAUGGCGCGUACACUGCUGUAAAUAUAAAUAUGAUUCAGGGUGGUUUGGCUACGAACGUAAUUCCCAGCCGCAUGUCGAUGGUGAUCGACGUCAGGUUGUCAGUUGCAGAGAAAAUUUCUGAUUUCCUAGCAGUGGUAGACUCCUGGCUGUCGCAUCUCAGCAGUAAAACUACCAUUGAAUUUAUAAGACGUGUUGAGACUUCUGUGGCGACAGCUGUUGACGAUUCCAAUCCAUACUGGGUGGCUUUACGAGACACUAUACAAGAUAUGGGUUUUAACAUCGUGCCUGUAGUGUGUCCAGCGACUUCGGACAUGAUACUUCUUCGAGAGAUCGGCAUACCAGCAAUAGGAUUCUCAUCAAGAACUAACAUCCGAAACAAACUACACGAUACUGAUGAAUACAUACCCAUUGACAAUUUCCUGCGUGGAACUGAUAUAUAUGUAGCACUUAUAAAAAGUUUGGCUAAUCUUCCAGAGGGGAACAGCAAAUAUGAUCACUGUGAUAUUAAAUAAAUAUUACGAAAAGUCGUGUUUCAAAUAACUUAAAUGUACUUAAAAGUUUUACUUAUCUGAGAAAAUGAAACUAUAUCUUUUAAGUAGGUA
Molecule: messenger RNA, 2576 nt
Organism: Pararge aegeria (speckled wood butterfly)
Lineage: Eukaryota; Metazoa; Arthropoda; Insecta; Lepidoptera; Nymphalidae
Exons: 17
Coding region: 120-2486 (788 amino acids)
Biological process (GO): amino acid metabolic process
Cellular component (GO): cytoplasm
Molecular function (GO): protein binding; aminoacylase activity
Source: RefSeq, a predicted model, not a curated record